Impatiens glandulifera is the source of this 2170-nucleotide messenger RNA. RefSeq names its product general transcription and DNA repair factor IIH subunit TFB1-1-like. The transcript has 20 exons. NCBI's taxonomy places the organism in Eukaryota, Viridiplantae, Streptophyta, Magnoliopsida, Ericales, Balsaminaceae. Gene Ontology annotation, cellular component: transcription factor TFIIH holo complex; transcription factor TFIIH core complex. The record is from RefSeq and is a predicted model, not a curated record. Gene Ontology annotation, biological process: nucleotide-excision repair; transcription by RNA polymerase II; transcription by RNA polymerase I. The coding region runs from base 233 to 2050 and encodes 605 amino acids.
GCGCCCUGGAGUAUGUGACUGAGAAAGGGAGGGAGAGAGUGAAAGGGGUUUUAUACAAUAUCGUCUUUCACAGUAUCAAUCAGAAAAGCUUUUGCCCGCCCGGCGUCCGUCAAUAGAUCGGACCUAUGGAAAUGACUUGGAAGAUCGCGGCCUUUUGGAUUCGUCAAUUCUGAUUUAGCGUUCUAAGUUCAAUCUUGAUUUUGUUCUCAAAUUGGUUAUUGGAUCGUCGAUUAUGACCAUGGUCAAUGGACCACUCACCAAAUUUGCAAAGUAUAAGUCAUCAGUUAAAGACCCAGGUGUUCCUGGUGCUUUGACGAUGACGCAGGAUAGGAUUGUCUUCAAGCCUAAUGAUCCAAAGUCUUCACAAAGGCUUAAUAUAGAGUUUCGACUUAUAAUAGGGCACAAGUUCACCAAGGAGGGGACCCACAAGUCAGCUCUGCUUAAUCUUACUCAAGAUCAGGGUGGAAGCUACAUUUUUGAGUUUGGAAACUUUCCUGAUCGUGAUGCAUGCAGAGAUUUUGUAGGUCAAGCAAUUUUGAAAACUGGAGGAGGUGGGAAGACUGAGGUUGAGAAGGCUUCUGUAACUCACGCAGGAGAGCAACUCAGCACUAAAGAGAUGGAGCGCCGAAUAAAGCUUCUUCAAGAAGACAGUGAAUUGCAGAAGCUCCAUAAGCAGUUUGUUCUAGGGGGUGUUCUAACAGAAGCUGAAUUUUGGGCUACACGAAAGAAAUUGCUAGAGCGGGAUGCGAAAGUAAUAUUGAAACAACGGGUGGGGUUCAAGAGUGCGAUGCUUGCCGAUGUCAAACCAUCAACUGAUGGUCGGACGAAUAGAGUAACAUUUAAUUUGACACCAGAGAUCAUUCAUCAGAUUUUUGCCGAGAAACCAGCUGUCCACCAGGCAUUUCUUAAGCUUGUACCAAGUAAGAUGCCUGAGAAGGAUUUCUGGGACAAAUAUUGCAAAGCAGAGUACUUCCACCGGACAAAAAGUACGGCUGAAUCUGCUGCGGCUGUAGUUGAGGAUGAGGGACUUGCUGUUUUCUUGAAGCAGGAUGAUGUCUGGGCACGUGAAGCUCGCCGCAAGAUUAGACGGGUUGAUCCAACAUUAGACAUGGAAGCCGAUGAAGGGGAUGACUACACUCAUCUUCAGGACCACGGACUUGUUCAUGAAGAUAACAUGGAUACUAAUGAUUCCCAGUAUGAGGAAUAUCGCAGAUCACUUUCACAAGUACUUAAUCGUCAUGGAGCUGUUGUUCUCGAUGGGAGAUCUAUAGACGGAGAGUUGGGUGACACGAGAUCUGUUGCUGAAGCACUUGCCAAGUCAAAGCAGGUGGAAUUGGCUAAUGAAGUGUCUGAUAAAGAAGCUUAUCAAGAACAAGUGGAAAGGAUUUCUCGGAUGGCUGAGAUUGAUGAUCUCCAGGCACCUCAAGAUCCUCCCAUUGCACCUCUUUUUAUCAAGGAUCCUAGAGACUAUUUUGAUUCACAGCAAGUCAAUGCUAUAAGAACUUUGGGAGAUACGCUUGCUGGGUCAAAAGAAACGAAAUGCAAAGUGAGAACAGUCGAAGCGUAUGGCUCCAUGAGAGAGUGCAUAGCCCAGAUUAAGCAUGUAGGAUUAAGUGAUCCCAUCGUUAAACCUGAAGUUGCUUUGAAGGUAUACAAUGGGUUAACCCAGACUAUUUCUAGCCCCAAGUUUCAUCUCGGGAAGAAUCCGCAGGCUAGCAAUUUGGAUAUGUUGCCUAGCUCCACGAAACACGACAUAUUACACAAUUGGACUUCUAUCCAAGAAUUGCUCAAGCAUUUCUGGUCAUCAUAUCCAAUUACUACUUCCUAUCUCUAUACUAAGGUUAACAGACUUAAAGAUGCCAUGUCAACUACUUAUACAAGGCUACAGGAGAUGCCUGCCCAGUCAGAGUUUAGGCAUGAAGUUUCCCUUCUCGUGAAGCCUAUGAUUCAGACUCUGGAUGCCGCAUUUGCGCACUAUGAUGCAGACUUGGAAAGAAGAUCAGAAAAGAGUGGAGAUAAACGAAAGGGAGGAGGAGGGUUUGUUGCAUAGGGGAAUUUGUUAUAUUUUUGGUUGGAUUAUUUGAUUUCCAUAGUUCAUACAUUCAAACUGUAGAUCAUCUAUUUGGAAUUUAGUAUUUUUUUUUUUUUGAUGAAAUGGUGUAGUAACUAG